This is a messenger RNA of Oncorhynchus masou masou (cherry salmon), 1002 nucleotides long. It is a transcript of the gene mchr1b, whose product is annotated as melanin-concentrating hormone receptor 1b. The record is from RefSeq and is a predicted model, not a curated record. NCBI's taxonomy places the organism in Eukaryota, Metazoa, Chordata, Actinopteri, Salmoniformes, Salmonidae. Gene Ontology annotation, cellular component: plasma membrane; neuron projection. Gene Ontology annotation, biological process: neuropeptide signaling pathway. The transcript has a single exon. The coding region runs from base 1 to 1002 and encodes 333 amino acids. Gene Ontology annotation, molecular function: neuropeptide binding; melanin-concentrating hormone receptor activity.
AUGCCCAGUAUUUUCGGUGUCAUCUGUUUCUUUGGGAUUAUUGGAAACUGCAUUGUCAUCUACACCAUUGUGAAGAAGACCAAGUUCCGAGCCCAGCAGACAGUGCCGGACAUCUUCAUCUUCAGCUUGUCUUUAGUGGACCUCCUCUUCCUCCUGGGCAUGCCCUUCCUCAUCCACCAGCUCCUGGGCAACGGUUCCUGGUGCUUUGGUGACAUCAUGUGCACGGUCAUAACCGCCUUGGACUCCAACAGCCAGAUAGUGAGCACCUACAUCCUCACUGUCAUGACUCUGGACCGCUACCUGGCCAUGGUCCAUCCCAUCCGCUUCAACCAUGUGCGCACACCCUGCGUGGCGGGGGCUGCGGUGGGUUUGGUGUGGGUGCUCUCCCUGGUCUCCAUCACUCCCUUUUGGAUGUAUGCUGGCCUUAUGCCCCGAGGGGAUGGCUCAGUGGGCUGUGCCCUCCUGUUGCCCAAUCCAGCCACUGCCACCUACUGGUUUACUCUCUACCAGUUUGUGAUGGCCUUCGCCCUGCCUCUGGUCAUCAUCUGCGUGGUGUUCUUCAAGAUCCUUCAGAACAUGUCUGCCACAGUGGCCCCCCUGCCCCAGCGCAGCUUGAGAGUACGUACACGUAAGGUGACCCGUAUGGCUGUGGCUAUAUGCCUGGCCUUCUUCAUCUGCUGGGCUCCGUACUACAUCCUGCAGCUGGCCCACCUGGGGGUUCAGAGGCCCAGCUUUGCCUUCCUCUAUGUCUACAACAUUGCCAUCAGCAUGGGUUACGCUAACAGCUGCGUCAACCCAUACCUCUACAUUUUGCUGAGUGAGACCUUUAAGAGGCAGGUCAUUGUGGCCAUCCGGCCGAACAAUCGGGUCUUCGGGUUGAACUCUGUCAUGGCUGACGGUAGUGUGUGUCUGAGACUGGCCCCAGAGUGUAAUCAUCAGUCUCAGUCCUCCAGAGACCUACUAGUACACAACAUGCUGCCUGUCACUGUGGCUGUGCACUGA